Molecule: messenger RNA, 659 nt
Organism: Xylona heveae TC161
Lineage: Eukaryota; Fungi; Ascomycota; Xylonomycetes; Xylonales; Xylonaceae
Exons: 1
Coding region: 169-507 (112 amino acids)
Source: RefSeq, a predicted model, not a curated record
GAUAACCAAAUAUGUUUCGUCACUCCGACGUUGAAGCUCAUUGCUGCUCUAGGAAUGGCAAAACGCUGUCGUAUAGCAGGAAAUAGCUUACGGCGAAGAAAAGCUUCCGUAAUCUCGUUACCUAAGCUGAAUGCACAUGCUAGUUAGGUAGACCCUUUUUUCGAACCAAUGGCGUCAAUACGGAGGAUAUUCACGUUACAGGCUUGCUUUCUUGCAGGAGGGGCGCGCCUGUGCCGUUUCGGUGCCGUGAUAUCCAUACUUACCCAGUUCAAACCGUCUCUGCCGUUUUGCUUCAAUGUAUUUCUUGACAAUCUUUUGCCGUCCGGACCGGUUAAUUGCGGUCCCGGGAAAGCAGAGGAUGCGUCGGCCCUGUCUACCGAUCUAUCCACGACCUCGCAAAGUGUGGACCUCCUCCGGGGUUGCACUGGCGCUGACGGGGUUGGAUCAGGAUCAUCAGCGCUACAAGUCCCUAUCCACAAUUCGGGUAUCGUUUGUUGUUGCCAUUGAGAGCCUGUGUAUCUUUCACAUGCUUCGGGACUUGGUUGUGGUGAGGAUGACGACUGCUGUACUCAGCGUAGAGAAUUCAGCAUUCGAUGCAAGCUUAGGGCAGUUGUCGUGUCACUUGCAGUCUUUGUCUCGUACGGAUACCUGCCAAUGAG